CUGUAUGGUGACAGAGGAUGGAUGUAGUUAUUUGUCUUCAGCUCUGACUGCACAACCCUCAUGCUUGAGAGAGCUGGAUCUAAGCUAUAAUCACCCUGGAGAUUCAGGAGUCAAGCUACUCUCUGAAAAACUGGAGGAUCCAAACUGCUCACUGGAUAAAUUCAAUGUGGAUCAUGGAGGAGAAUCCAGGAUUACAGCAGGACUACAGAAAUAUUCCUGUUUUCUCACACUGGAUCCAAACACGGCAAACACUGAACUCAUUCUGUCUGAGGAGAACAAAAAGGUGACAUGUGUGAUGAAGAAACAGCCGUAUCCUGAUCAUCCAGAAAGAUUUGAUGAUGUGCGUCAGGUGUUGUGUAGAGAGAGUGUGUGUGGACGCUGUUACUGGGAGAUUGAGUGGAGUGGAUCUGUGUUAAUAUCAGUCUCAUAUGAGAACAUCAGCAGGAAGGGAUCAGGUGUUGAGUGUAGGUUUGGACGUAAUGACCAGUCCUGGAGUUUGAUCUGCACUCCUGACAGUUACUCAUUCAGACACAAUAACAAACAGACUGAUCUCCCUGUGAAGUCCAUCAUCAGGAGAAUAGGAAUGUAUGUUGAUGAUGCUGUCAGGAGAAUAAGAGCGUAUCAUGAUGAUGAUGAUAAUAAUGAUGAUGAUAGUGAUGAUGAUGAUGUCAGGAGAAUAGGAGUGUUUGUGGAUCACAGAGCAGGAAUUCUGUCCUUCUACAGAGUCUACAGAAACACGGUGAGCCUCAUGCACACAGUCCAAACCACAUUCACUCAGCAGCUCUAUCCUGGGUUUAGAGUAAAUUUUCUGUCUUCAGUGAAACUGUGUUGAUGAAUCAGAAGAGUCUGAUGAGAGAUUCUAUCCAUAAUGUUUGAGGUGCAUGAUAAAUCAGUAACAGUGAGAUGUUUUGUGCCACGUUUCCACCGUAAUUACCUGGAACAUUUGUACCCGGAACUAUUUUCCCCCCAGACCUGUUGCCAUUUGUGUUUCCACCAGGGCUUGAAAACGGAAAAAAAAUCAGUUCACUCCGAGCAGAAACGAUAUGUUAAAGUUUCUAUUCUGCGUUCCUCUGAUAUUAUUACCGUUCCAAAACC
Messenger RNA from Carassius auratus (goldfish), 1095 nucleotides. RefSeq names its product stonustoxin subunit beta-like. Lineage: Eukaryota; Metazoa; Chordata; Actinopteri; Cypriniformes; Cyprinidae. Gene Ontology annotation, molecular function: protein binding. The record is from RefSeq and is a predicted model, not a curated record. Bases 5 to 832 code for a protein of 275 amino acids. The transcript has 3 exons.